Messenger RNA from Saitoella complicata NRRL Y-17804, 1193 nucleotides. Its product is annotated as phospholipase C/P1 nuclease. Bases 26 to 1159 code for a protein of 377 amino acids. NCBI's taxonomy places the organism in Eukaryota, Fungi, Ascomycota, Saitoellomycetes, Saitoellales, Saitoellaceae. The transcript has a single exon. Gene Ontology annotation, molecular function: nucleic acid binding; endonuclease activity. Gene Ontology annotation, biological process: DNA catabolic process. The record is from RefSeq and is a predicted model, not a curated record.
CCGUCUCCAGGCACACCAACAAACAAUGAAUCUCCUGUCCCUCCUCCUCUUCGUGGGGAUCGCCACAGCCUACGGCCCAACCGGCCACCACCUAACAGCCUCCCUCGCCUCCCACUUCCUCACCCCCACAACCCAGGCCUACCUCCUCGCCCUCGCCCGCCACGCCCAUACACCCGGCUACCCACCCGACACCGUACAAUCCUUCUUGGUUAGGGUUGCGCCAUGGGCUGAUUAUAUCAAGAGAACGAGGGGAUGGGCGUGGAGUGGGAGGUUGCAUUAUGUUAAUGUUGGGACGGGCGUGGAAGGGGGGGAUUGGCCGCCGCAGCGAUGCGAGUUCGCGUACGAGCUCCCAAAGAACCCCGGUGAUGGUGAGGAUUUGAUAGGUGGUAUUUACAACAUGACCACCCAUCUUUCCGAAGGCGCGGAACUUUGGCGUCUCGAUAACGCCACGGGUGCUGGUUUGGAUGACGUCCCUCUCCGCUUUCUCGUACAUUUCUUGGGUGACCUCCAUAACCCACUCCACCUCACCGGCCGCGCACGAGGCGGAAACGACGUUUGGGUCAAAUUCGAGGGACAUAGGAUGCGACUUCAUGGGGUAUGGGAUGGGGGUGUCCUUAACAAACGGAUUCGCGAACUGGAGUGGGCGAGGGCGGAGGAGGAAGAUGUUGGUGGGGUGGUGGAAGUGGAUGAAGGACGCGGGUAUGUGUGGGAACGCUAUGAACGGUAUCUACUCCACCUCAUCGGCACGAAAUUCAAGGAUGAGAUCGAUGAGUGGCUUGAAUGUCCUUCCCCCGAGCUUGAGCGAGGGGCCACGGGCAGUCCUAUCGGACCACAGAGGGUUUUGGGUAUGGGCGAUGCCGGGGAUAAGGGUGUGACGGCGUGUCCGGAGUACUGGGCAAAAGCGAUUUCGAAACUAAACUGCGACGUGGUUUGGAAUCAUCCCUCUCUGAACACCACUCUCUCUCCCUUCUCCUCCGAGGCCGACCCUCCCAAGGUCGGGCUCGACGAUGACGAUUUGAGUGAUGGGGAGUAUUGGGAUCGUAUCGACACCGAAAUGAUCCCCGAACGACUCAUCAUCAUGGGCGGGGUGAGGUUAGCGGCUGUGUUGAAUGCGGCUGUUCAGGGUGGUGUUGGGGAACGCGCUGUCGGUGGACUGUGAGUGGGGUAGAGUGGAGGAUGGAGACUGGGAUAGG